AUGCCAAUUGAUCCUCCUCUUAACGUUGGCUGGGGCUAUGGAAUAGUCCUAGGUCUGGGUGCUGUGUUCGCGCUGGGCAUGGUGCUCGUCACAUGGAUUCUCAAGCGUUAUAACAAUGAGUUGCAGACAUCUGAGAUGUUUAGCACGGCGGGCAGAACAGUGAAGUCGGGUCUGGUGGCAUCUGCUGUGGUUUCUUCUUGGACAUGGGCCGCUACUCUGCUACAGAGUUCCGGUAUUGCUUACCGAUAUGGUGUCUCUGGUCCAUUCUGGUAUGCCAGUGGUGCUACUGUACAAAUUCUCCUGUUUGCAACCAUCGCCAUUGAGCUUAAGAGAAGAGCUCCAAACGCCCACACUUUCCUUGAAAUAAUCAAGGCUAGAUACGGCGUCGCUGCCCAUAUUGUCUUUACUGUUUUCGGAUUAAUGACAAACAUCUUGGUUACUGCCAUGCUUCUAACUGGAGGUUCAGCUGUCGUAACUUCCUUGACUGGCAUGUCCACCGUCGCAGCUUGUUUCCUUCUUCCGCUCGGCGUAGCAAUUUACACUAUGUUCGGAGGAAUCAAGGCUACCUUCUUGACUGAUUGGGUUCAUACAUUCAUUCUCCUAAUUAUUAUAAUUAUCUUCUCGUUGGUGACCUACGCCUCAAGCGACCUUCUCGGCUCUCCACAGGCUGUUUUCGAUCUCCUAGUUAAAGCCGCUGCAGACCAUCCCGUCGAGGGUAAUGCAGGGGGAAGCUAUCUCACGAUGCAAUCUACUGAGGGUGCCAUCUUCUUCGUCAUAAAUAUUGUUGGCAACUUUGGAACCGUUUUCCUUGACAACGGUUACUACAACAAAGCUAUUGCUGCUUCUCCAGUUCACGCCCUUCCAGGUUAUACGAAAACUUCGUGUUUCGUCAACUUGAUUGAAUAUACAACUUUGCUCAAACCUCAACAAGAAACAUUGCUAACACCCUUCUUGAUCAUGGGAGGGAUAUCUUGGUUCGCUAUACCGUGGUUAAUGGCGACUACAAUGGGUUUAGCAGCUCUUGCGCUCGAAGGAAAUCCGGCUUUCCCUACCUACCCGAACCGUAUGGACGACGCUGAUGUCUCCGCGGGUCUUGUUGUCCCAUAUGCUGCAGUUGCACUUCUUGGAAAGGGCGGAGCUGUAGCAGUUCUCUUGAUUGUCUUCAUGGCUGUGACGUCUGCAAGUUCUGCAGAACUGAUCGCUGUUUCGUCGAUUUUCACCUACGACAUCUACCAAACAUACUUUAACCCAACCGCUUCAGGUAAAAGACUCAUCUACAUGUCUCAUUGUAUGGUCGUCGGGUUUGGAUUAUUCAUGGCAGCUUUCUCUGUUGGGCUCUUCUACGCUGGUAUAUCAAUGGGAUAUCUCUAUGUAAUGAUGGGCGUCAUAAUCUCAUCUGCUGUCAUUCCAGCAACACUUACUAUUAUGUGGAAAGGGCAUAAUAAGUGGGCCGCUACAUGUGUCCCCCCUAUCGGCCUCGCUUGCGCGCUCAUUGCAUGGCUCGUCACAGCAAGCAAGACCUGCGGAAAGCUCGACGUCGAGUGUACAGGAUCAAACAACCCUAUGUUGGCUGGAAACGUUAUGGCAUUACUUUCCCCUCUGAUAUUUACCCCAAUAUUCACCCUUAUCUUUGGCGUUGAUAAUUACGACUGGGUUUCUAUGGCAGCUAUUCGCAAGGGCGAUGAUCACGAUCUCGCUGCCGAAGCACACAUCGAUCUUGAGCUCAUCCCAGGGGAACGCCUUCGAACUGCCGAAGAUGACGCUGCUGAACAAGUAAAACUCCUCCAUGCGUCCAAGGUUGCCAAAAUAACCACCGUUGUACUCACUCUCGCGCUUCUCAUUCUCUGGCCAAUGCCUAUGUACGGCACCGGUUACAUUUUCUCGGAGAAAUUCUUCGCCGGAUGGGUCGUCGUUGGUAUCAUAUGGAUCUUUGGUAGCUUGUUUGCCGUUGGUCUGUUCCCAGUUUGGGAAGGGAGAGCCGGAUUGGCAUAUACCAUCAAAGCUAUCUACCUUGACAUUACUGGCAAGCAAAAGCCAGGCCAUCACCAUGCCUCGACCGCUACUUAUACCGAGGGCAAAGAGACUGGUGUCGAUACGCCACCGAAUGUUGACACUGUCGAUGAGAAGGGGCUUGAAAGUACUUCGCAUGCUGUUGCGAAAUAA
This is a messenger RNA of Glarea lozoyensis ATCC 20868, 2163 nucleotides long. RefSeq lists its product as uncharacterized. The transcript is spliced from 8 exons. Gene Ontology annotation, cellular component: plasma membrane. The record is from RefSeq and is a predicted model, not a curated record. Gene Ontology annotation, biological process: urea transmembrane transport; spermidine transport; putrescine transport. Lineage: Eukaryota; Fungi; Ascomycota; Leotiomycetes; Helotiales; Helotiaceae. Gene Ontology annotation, molecular function: putrescine transmembrane transporter activity; spermidine transmembrane transporter activity; urea transmembrane transporter activity. The coding region runs from base 1 to 2163 and encodes 720 amino acids.